AUGCCUUGUGGGAAGUGCACGAUCACGCUACAGGAUGUUGCAGUGCAGUUGGGGCUGCCAAUGGAUGGGGAGCCUCUGACAGGAUCAUUAAGAUAUAAUUGGAAGGUUAUCUACGAGGAUUUCUUGGAAAUUGUACCGCCUGAUAUGAAAGGUCAGCGGUUGAGUCUUCCAUGGUUGGAAAAACAGUUUGAAGAAUUGUUGCCAGAUGCUGACGUUGUGAGCAUUCAGAGAUACGCUCGUGCGUACAUUAUGCAGUUAAUUGGAGGCUUUCUUUUUACCGAUAAGUCAAACACCCUGGUCUAUUGUAUGUUUCUCCAAUUCAUAUUCGAUUUCUACCAGGCUGAUACGUAUACAUGGGGUGUUGUGACCCUCACAUGGUUGUAUAGGGAACUUUGUCGAGUGAGCCAUGCACAGUCCUUAGAGAUUGUUGGCCCAUUAAUGCUGCUAUAA
Messenger RNA from Cucumis melo (muskmelon), 450 nucleotides. RefSeq names its product serine/threonine-protein phosphatase 7 long form homolog. Lineage: Eukaryota; Viridiplantae; Streptophyta; Magnoliopsida; Cucurbitales; Cucurbitaceae. Bases 1 to 450 code for a protein of 149 amino acids. The record is from RefSeq and is a predicted model, not a curated record. The transcript has a single exon.